AUUUCAACAGUUUCGGCAAUAUUUUACUAAAAUAUAUCCCAUGGAGAAAUUAAAUGACGAUUGUGUGUGCCACAUCCUAGAGUUUCUGCCACUGACGGAGCAGAUCAAGAUGGCCCGCCUGGCGCCACGGUUCCAAGACCUCCUCCAGCUGAUGGUUUGGCGGAAACCUCGCUACCGGAAGGUUUCCGUGUCCGAUACCAUGCUGGAGCCCCUCAGCAAAGAGGAUUACAUCUAUUUCUUCGAACUGAUCAGCUCGGCAAUGGAGGAGCUGUACAUAUGGAAUGUCCACAAAAAGGCCUUCGAUUCGUACCUGGGUCGCCACCUUAUGCGCCCCGAACUGAGCUUCUACCUCCGGCGAGACUUCUCCAACUUGAAGGAGCUGUGUAUCGCGGAUGACAGUAUGAAUAAUAGCAUGAUCAACACAAUAUCAAAGAACUGCCCGCAGCUCCGUAGCCUAAGUGUCUCCAGUGCCUACAUAACUGGAAAGUAUGUGGUGAACUUGGUCCACCUUGAGACCCUAGUGGCCCGUGAGUGCUCCGUGGAGCUGGAUCUCCUAGCGGACAUUCUGGAGCGGCUCUCUCUUAAGCACUUGGACCUUACUGCAAACCGGCAUCCAGUAGAAGAAACGCUGUUGAAGGCGAGGGGCAGCCAGCGACUGGAACGUCUCGGACUGUCCGAUGCCCAAGACUAUGGCUUUCCGCUCGCAGACCGCCUGCCUCAGUUGACCACACUGGUGGUCAGCUACACGAAAAUAAGCCCCCAAGAACAAAUGAACAUGCUGGAGACGACACGACAAAGGGCGAACGGCUCAGGUGGCAGGUUUCCCAAACGAAUUCAGUCCAUUCUGUGCAAUGUCGUUGAUGUCGAGGUGGCUCUGGAACAGAUCGCAGGCCUUGAGAAACGCCAGCCCCGAGAUGCGCCAAAGUUCAAUGAGCUGCUAAAGAUUAUGUAUUUCCUAGAGAAGCCGCAGGACGGCGAUAAGAAACUAGCUUGAGAUUGGCCCACACACGUUGGCCUGUGAACAUCGAAAAUAGCUCUACUUGAUGUCACCUUAUUGAGGAACUGGUGGAACUGAUAUGUUUAUCUGCUUCUCAUUUGGGGUAAUUAUGUGUCUUUGCUGAUAAGGCUGAAAGUUUUCGGGGGUAUAGUUUUUGUUUACAAACAAGAUUCAGGCGGCGCCAGUUGAAACUAUUAGACCCGUGAGAGAAAAUAGCUCUGCUCUUAAAAGAAAUAUUUAUUUAUACUCUUCGGGAGGGUAUUUGCCUUCAA
This is a messenger RNA of Drosophila bipectinata, 1269 nucleotides long. RefSeq lists its product as uncharacterized. The record is from RefSeq and is a predicted model, not a curated record. NCBI's taxonomy places the organism in Eukaryota, Metazoa, Arthropoda, Insecta, Diptera, Drosophilidae.